This is a messenger RNA of Penicillium olsonii, 2433 nucleotides long. Lineage: Eukaryota; Fungi; Ascomycota; Eurotiomycetes; Eurotiales; Aspergillaceae. The record is from the annotation of a GenBank genome assembly.
AUGCCUCCUCUGUCGGCCUACACCCCAUUUGAGUCCCUACUCUUCUUCCAGUCGCUCGCGACGUCCGAUUCGCGACCGGCAAGCUUCGGGUCGAUCUCGACGCUUCUGCGCAAUAACCAGCUUGUUCGCGACAAUGUAGAGUUCGAUGCCGAUCGACUCACCCCGGAGGCAUUAGAGGACCUGUAUGCGACCUUGAUGCGCGAUGGCUUCAGUCGUGACGGAGCCAACCGGGAGGGACGAGAGAACGAUGCGUCUAGCCCCAACCCGAAGAAGCGCAAAAUAUCCAGUCCGCGACCGGCCGAUCUGGCUGAUGGGUUCACACAUGCCACACUGGUCCCGGAGCUAGUAGCGCAUCUCUAUGCCAAGUACAAGGAGCUGGUGACCAAGGAAAUCCGGGACGAUGAAAAGAAGUAUGCCGGUAUGCAAGACGAAUUGGAACAGCUGCGAAAGGAGGAAAGCAAGGCAAUCGAGGCAGAGCUCCCACCAUCCAAAGAGGACAAACCCGAGCUCGCACCAGCUGAGCCGAUGGACGUUGAUGUCAAGGAAGAGUUGUCGCGUACAAACGUCCAGGACUUCACGGGAAAGGCUCUUGCGGCAACUGUUCCCGCUGUCCAGAACAAACCCCAACCAGAGCAACGGAAACAGCGUAUCGAGGUGGCUAUACCUGUUACAUCACACGAGACUGCGAGGUCUCAACCAGCACCUCCAGUGGCCCCAUCCUUAGUUGCGCAAGCACCAACCUCCCCGCGCAACCCACAAGUGGAGGCAGAGCAAGUAGAGCAACCACAGCCCGCCAAACCCCAAGCCACGGGGAAGCCGACUAUUCAACCACUUGCACCUUCAGCCCCCAAAAUACCUCCCCAAACACCUGGGGCAGCACGAACUGCGCCCUCACAUCCAUCUCAGAUUGCACCUCGUGCGCACCCUAUUCCGCCCCCUUCGACUGUGACAACUAAAACUGGCCCUCUUCUACCGGCCUCUCAACGAACCCCGGCACAACCAACUUUCCAGCAGUGGCAGCUGGACCCUUCACCCCACUCUCCAUAUCCCCUCAUCUCUCCGGGAACCGCUACACCUCAAACCGGCCAGGCUGCUUCUAAGCGGAACUUGCCCCAAUCUAUCAACACGCCAUUACCAGGGCCACAGUCUCAACCUCCUCUUCAACCUCCCAUCCCUCAUACCCCCAGCGCCAUUUCCUCCGCGAUCCAAACACCAGUCCCAAUUGGUCGCCCGCACAUGUCACAGACCCCAAGUACGAGGUUUCCUUCCUUCUCCGAAUCACGCGCUUCUCACGCCCGCCUAUCGAUCGAUACUCAAGGCUCCUCAACCCCGUGGAAGAGGACUCCGCGUCUGAGCAUUCCUCACUCCCCGACAUCACCUCCACGUCCGCGUCCAGAAGACGUCAGUCCUAUCAGCGAGAGGGGAUCGCCCAUCGAUGGAAUGGACAUGUCACCUCCACCACGAAAGUCUUCAGAUGAAAGAAAGUCGCGCCGUAGCCAACCUGACACCAAAGCCACACCUACUAUCAAGACCGAGAAGCAAUCAAGCCGAAGGAUGCGCGCUGUCAGUUCAGCAUCUUCUCGGAGCAGAGGGCGGUCGAUGGCUUCUCGUGAUGGAUCAGUUGCGCCUUCGGAUGAUACGCUGCGAGCACUCGGUCGCCGUAAGGGCGCGUCCGGUAUCGUCGAUGAUGAAACACCUAAAGCCCGAUCGAAACGCAAGCGAGGGGCAAGUGAGGCUAUGGAAGUAGAGCCUCAUCCAGCAGACAUUCCAAGAUUUGACACAACCAAAUACGUGAUGGCCGCUCGUCAAUUCCAUCGCACUGCGCAACCUCUCAUGAAUGAUGUUGCCACCCACAAGCUUGCCUCCAUCUUCAGUAAGCCGAUCGGAGAGCGUGAUGCACCCGGCUAUGGCGAUCUCAUUUAUCGACCGCAGGACUUGAAAACCAUCAAGUCGGCCGUUCAUCAGGGCAGCAAAGCCGUCGCCACUGCAGGUGAAUCUUUCAGCACCCCAGGGGAUGGAGAGUCUCCUGCUCCCAGCGGCACACCUUCCAAAAGUGGCGUGCUCAUGCUUCAAAAGACUGAAGACUUGAUCCCUCCUAAGGGAAUUGUGAACUCGGCACAGCUGGAGAAAGAACUGAUCCGCAUGUUUGCCAAUGCAAUCAUGUUCAACCCCAUUCCUCAACGAGGCUUCGGACCUGCUUUCCCCAUGACCAGCGACCGUGGUUCCCGUGAAAGCACUCAAGUCGGCGAUGCUGACGAAGGUGGCAUCAUCCAGGAUUCCUUGGAAAUGUUUGAGGAUAUCCAACAAGCCGUGACUCGGUGGCGAGCUGCUGAACGUACCGCCGAUGAACUUGCCAACAAGAACGUCCUUUCUCUCAGACGUGGCAGUGCCAGUGAUUUCAACACGGACAGCGCAGAUGACGUGAAAGGAUGA